This is a messenger RNA of Epinephelus fuscoguttatus (brown-marbled grouper), 3797 nucleotides long. RefSeq names its product protein crumbs homolog 1-like. Gene Ontology annotation, molecular function: calcium ion binding. Lineage: Eukaryota; Metazoa; Chordata; Actinopteri; Perciformes; Serranidae. The transcript is spliced from 9 exons. The record is from RefSeq and is a predicted model, not a curated record. Bases 291 to 3008 code for a protein of 905 amino acids.
GGAUCAUGUGCUCCUGCAGAUGAGGCCUGCGGCUGAAAGUCUUCAGACAAAUCUAAUUCAGAAGAGUCAAAGGCGCAUUCUCCGAAGAGGACAUCGGCGGAUGUGAACAGCAGCCAUGCCAAAAUGGUGGUCUAUGUGAGAGCCACAAUGGAGGUUUCAGAUGCCUUUGCUCCCAACAAAGCCUAAACGGACGCCUGUUUGGGGGCGAGAACUGCACAACUGCACUUUUAGGCUGUGAUGGCCCUAAAUGCCAGACCCCCACAGUCUUCUCAUUUGAGUCCAGAGGCUACAUGUACAUAGAGACCAAGCUUCUAGACCCAGAGGCUCCUCUUAAUGUGACAUUCAGUUUCAGGACAACGAGACCGGUCGGCACUCUUCUGCAGCGCAGAGUGGACGACCUGCUCCUCAGCAUCGAACUGAUGGAUGGGCAUCUCUGCCUCCGCAGCCUGAGAGGUCAAGGCUCCAGCACACUGGUUCAGGAGCUGCCGGAGUACCUGUCCAACAACAUGUGGCACAUGGUGGAAGCAUCACUGGGCGGUGUGGUCAGCCUCAUCAGGCUGCUCUGCACUGAAGGAAGCUGCACCAAAGACUCCAGCGCUGAAGUCCAGCUGCUUGAGAAUGCUUCUGCUCUCCUAGACCCAGGAACAGUUCGUCAGAGCCUCUUCAUAGGGGCAGUCAGGGGGAGCUGGGGUUUGGGCAGAGCAGCAGAUGAAGCAGACUACCCGCCUGCUUUUCUGGGCUGCUUCAGAGAUGUGUUUGUGGACUCACACUUGGUGCUGCCUGCUACUGUGUCAGAAGAUUCAGACGUCCAGGAAAACAUCACUGUGGGAUGCAGCGACAAAGACAAGUGCGACGACAGCCCGUGUCAGAACCGAGGGCGCUGUGUGAGCCAGGGCUGGAGGAGCUACAUGUGUGAGUGCCACAGGCCUUAUGAAGGGAACAACUGUGCAGAGGAGUAUAUCACAGCAAGGUUUGGAAGCAAAGACAUGGAGAGUUAUGCUUCCUUCUCACUGGACGAUGACCCAGGAGACGCUGUGACUAUAUCCAUGUUCAUUCGCACCAGACAGUCCAAUGGCCUGCUCCUCAUCCUGGCCAACAGCACCAGCCAGUACCUCCGUUUGUGGCUGGAAGAGGGCAGGGUCACAGUUCAGGUCAACAACUUUGAGACCCUCGUUGGUCGGGGUGCGGUCAGUGACGGACAUUUCCAUUUGGUGACCGUGAAGUUGGAAGGAAUGGCAGCCGCGUUGUUCCAGUCAGCCCAGAGCCAGGGAUCCAUGCCCAUCAGGUACACCCAGGUACAUCCUGGGGAUCUGGUUUUCGUUGGGGGGCUUCCAGACUCAAGGGCCUCUGCUUCGUUCGGCGGCUACUUUAAGGGAUGUGUUCAGGAUCUGAGGAUUAACAGCAAACGGCUGCAGCUUUAUCCCAUUGCAAGUCCUGUGGAAUCUUACAGCCUGAAGCAACUCGUCAACGUCGCACAAGGAUGCAGCAGUGACAAUGCCUGUGCUGUCAAACCCUGUCUCAACGGGGGAGUGUGUUACUCCAUGUGGGACGAUUUCAUCUGUAACUGCCCCCCCAACACCGCAGGGCAGCGCUGUGAGGAGGUGAAAUGGUGUGAGCUGUCUCCCUGUCCCGCCACUGCUGUUUGUCAACCCCGCUCUCAGGGCUUUGAGUGUUUGUCUAAUGUGACAUUUCGGGCUGACAGCAGCAUUUUGCACUGUCGGAGCAACGGGAAGAUUAGGCGCAGCCUCGGCACUGUCACCCUCAGCUUCCGCACAAGACAGUCCACUGCCACCUUACUACAUGCACAGAAGGACUCAGACUACCUCACCAUCUCCCUCCUGGACUCUCAUGUGGUCAUGGAGCUCCAGUCUGGGGCUGACGAGGAUCCCCGCAGGGUGACAGUUCAAAGCCAGGGUCCAGUCAGUGAUGGAGAGUGGCACACUGUGGAGCUCAGCAUAGAGAACCAGACGCUCCCGACCUCCAAGUGGAUCAUGGCUGUGGACGGAGGUGUGAGGGAGCCAAGCAUGUCCAAAACAGCUGCAGAGGACCUGGAUUUUCUCAGGGAGGGAGCAGACAUCUUCCUGGGGGGACUGAGCCUGGACGUUGGAGUGAACCUGUCUGGUUGUCUGGGCCCAGUGGAGAUUGGAGGCCUUCCUCUUCCUUUCCACCUGGACACAGAGUUGAACCUGCCCAGACCUCAGGAGGAGCAGUUUAUGAGGAUAAACAGCGAUGCUACCCCACAAUACGGCUGCUGGGGAGCCAGUGUGUGUGCGCCUAACCCCUGCAAGAACGAGGGUGUGUGUGAGGACCUGUUUGACCUGCACGACUGCACGUGUCCCUCUGAGUGGACAGGGCCACUGUGUCAAGACCCAACAGACACCUGCAUCUCCAGCCCCUGCAUCUACGGCAACUGCAUCGACCUACAUGGGGGAUUUGAAUGUGUGUGUGAGCCAGGGUACAGCGGUAAACAGUGUGAGCUGGAGGUAGAUAUGUGUGAAAACAGCAAUUGCAGUGACGGUGCCACAUGCCUCAAAGGUCUCCAGAGCUAUUCGUGCCUCUGCCCUCAGAAUCUGACGGGCCAGUACUGCGAGGACAAAAUUCCUGAAAUCCCAUGGUACAUUGAGACAAAUCCACUUCCUCAGUUGCCUGUAUCCUCCUGCACUGGUACAAGAUGGAACUACAGCUGCUUUAACGGAGGGAACUGCUCUGAAGCAGACAACACCUGUUACUGCUUGCCUGGUUUCACAGGACAGUGGUGUGAGAAAGAUGUGGAUGAAUGUGCCUCGGACCCGUGUAUGAAUGGAGGCUUCUGUGUCAACUACGUGAACAGUUUUGAGUGCGUGUGUGAUAUGAAUCACUCGGGAGUACACUGCCAAAUGGAUGUCAGUGACUUCUACCUGUACCUCUUCUUGGGCCUGUGGCAGAACCUCUUCCAGCUGGUGUCCUACCUUGUGAUACGCCUCGACGAUGAGCCGGAGAUUGAGUGGGGAUUCCACAUCAACGAUUAGGCCCCUAAUUGUUGGUUAUGAUCAAACUGGACUAUACUUGCUCGCAGAAGAGGUCACACUGGAGAACAUUUUUUUAAUGUAGUACCCAAAAAUCAUGUAAUGUGUUUUCAAGAACAUGCACACAGCAAAUCAGCUGGUCUGUGAUGCUUUAUAUUGAAGAAGGAGAAUUCAGCUUUCUCUGCUGACUCAUCUUAAAGGGAGAGACUGCCAGCUACUGUAGGUAAUACACUGACUAUUGAUAAGUACCUCAUACAGCCCAACUUCAAAAGAUUCAAACUAUCCUUUUAAAAUGAGUGAGAUUGUUGUGACCAUUUUAUUUAUUCAUGUAUUUAUUUGGAUGAAUUUUGAUUUUUUGGUGAAACCCCAUGACUGUUUUUGUGAUCUCUCCUCUAUAAAGGAGUUCACAAGAAGAGACAGGAAAAAAUUGCACUUGCACUAACUAUACAAUAUGUGUGACACUAUAUUCAAUUAUAUCUAGUGUACUGACAAGGUCAGUAAUAGAAAUGUGUCUGUUGUGAACAGAUUUAUUUGGUAAUAAAUAUUACAUAUUGCUCCGUAUUUGUUACAGUAUAUAUGUACGUUUGAUCUGGUUCUCAUACUGAAAACCACACAUUAGAGUUUGUCUCGUGCCUUAAAUCUCCACUUUUUCUCUGGAGCACUGAUUGCUAAUCAGUGUAUAUUUUAUAACUGUUCAGGGACACUACUUACAUGCAGUUAUAAUUUAUUGGAUAUCAAUAAAAUACCUGUCUAUAGUUAAGAAGUUGUGUAUGUAUCCUAGAAUGAAGUGAU